Anopheles moucheti is the source of this 2019-nucleotide messenger RNA. Its product is annotated as leucine-rich repeat-containing protein 58. Bases 463 to 1533 code for a protein of 356 amino acids. The record is from RefSeq and is a predicted model, not a curated record. The transcript has 6 exons. Gene Ontology annotation, molecular function: protein binding. NCBI's taxonomy places the organism in Eukaryota, Metazoa, Arthropoda, Insecta, Diptera, Culicidae.
GUGACGUUGCUGGUGGGUUUCUCAUCCCGUCUGGCAUACGACAGCGAGUACUGUCGCGGGCUACCGAAUGUCCAUAGAGCAGUGUGCCAUUCAGCCAACCACCGUCAAGAGAGGGCAACGGGCAACUUGGGCUGGCUGAUAACGGGUGACGACAACCACGCAUACUACCCAAAAAGAUUCGUUCCAACACACACUGGAUAGGGUAGAUUCCUAUGCGAACAAGAGAUUCGAACAAGUGUCCUCUCGAAGCAGGAAAAAAGCAGUACACCACCAAGACCAGCAGUUCAGCAGGUUUCGUUGGUUAUCUUUCGAUGCCUCGAUCGAUCGACGGAACGCAGUGUACGUGUUCCAGAACGUAGGACAGCUGGUUCAGUGCGGAACGUUGGUCCACGGUGAUAGAUAAUACCGAAGACACUUGCAUCGUGGGGUUUUCGUCUCGAAAAACAACGCCUACACCACAAAAUGGAUGUCGUCUACACUUCGGACAGCUGCGAUAGCGACUCGCGCGAACAGAAAACGGUCGAUCUGGGCCAUUCGAACAAGCGACAUCUCGACGACGAUCUGUUGCGCGUUUCGAAGUCGAAGAAGCUGGCCGAAGAUAUCGAAACGGUGCUGCUCAAUCACAACAAGCUGAUAAGGGUGCCGCUGUCGCUUGGCGACUUUACCAAUUUGAAGGUGCUGGAUCUGAGCAAUAACCGUCUGGAAGAGCUGCCCGAGGUGAUCACGCAAUGCCAGCUGACGACGCUGAUCGUGAAGAACAAUUUGCUGACGGAUAAGUCGCUGCCAAAAUCGUUGCUAGCAGCUGCCGGGAGCGGUCUCAAGGAACUUAAUUUGAGUGGCAACCGUUUCGCACACUUUCCCGAACAAGUGAUUGAGCUGCGGUCGCUGAAAUAUCUUUAUUUAGGGGGCAACCAGAUCACCAACGUUUCAAAGGACAUAUGGAAGCUGCAAAACCUGCAGCUGCUUUCACUCGGUGGAAACCUGAUUUCCGAGAUCCCGGAGACUGUCGGACUGCUCAAUCAUUUGCACGCCCUCGUCCUGUGUGAUAAUCUGUUAGAGAUGCUCCCUGCGUCCAUAGCACGGCUGGUCAAUCUAAAGUCGCUACUAUUGCACAAAAAUCGUUUAAGACAUCUUCCACGGGAGAUUAUAACGUUGCGAAACUUAACUGAGCUAAGUCUGCGCGAUAACCCAUUAGUCGUGCGCUUCGUAAAGGAUAUGACAUUGAAUCCGCCAAGUUUGCUGGAGCUCGCUGGACGUACUGUGAAAACCUGUGCCAUUCGGUAUGGAGCGGAAGAUUUACCGCGUACCCUGAUUGAGUAUCUUCAUACAGCGAACUGCUGCGUCAACCCAAAUUGCAAAGGAGUAUUUUUCGACAACCGGGUAGAACAUAUCAAGUUCGUCGAUUUCUGUGGCAAAUACCGUAUUCCUUUGUUGCAGUAUUUAUGCUCCUCAAAAUGCGUUGCGGAUACAAGCUCAUCGGAUCCGGGCAGCGAGCCGAGCAGUAGCAUGAUGCGUAAAGUUUUACUCGGUUAGCUGGAGAUUAUGUUUCAAUGUCGAUGGUACAAAUUGUUAGAGCUUAUCGCCAAAUAACGCCAUACACGGGUGGACAAUCAUAGUACGGCUACCUAUAUGCUGCGGCUGUGUUUUACAACCCUGCAAAAAAAAUCUGUCGAUUGUUGUUCAAUACUAUAGUGCUGUUGCAGUUACAACUUGAUUCAACGUUUGAAAAAGAUUAGCAAAGAAUAUUAUACUGUUUGCUGCUGAAUAUCCACUUUGUGGUGAGAUCGAUAUCGAAUUUAAAAGAGAAAUGAUACAGAUUGUUGUGGCAACCAGUUGUAAAUGAACCACAAAAGCAGCACACUUAACAUCAUUCUCUUAUCGAAAAACAGAUGUCCGCGACACCUCUUGGAAAGAUAAUGUGAUUUGCUCCAAGAGCAGCUAAACGGAAUGCACUAUUAUUUACAAUAUAACGCAUACAAAAAAGAUCCAUUUUAAAAGAAAGAUAAACUACUGAUGGUU